Molecule: messenger RNA, 921 nt
Organism: Plasmodium vivax (malaria parasite P. vivax)
Lineage: Eukaryota; Apicomplexa; Aconoidasida; Haemosporida; Plasmodiidae
Product: co-chaperone GrpE, putative
Exons: 2
Coding region: 1-921 (306 amino acids)
Biological process (GO): protein folding; protein import into mitochondrial matrix
Cellular component (GO): PAM complex, Tim23 associated import motor
Molecular function (GO): protein homodimerization activity; protein-folding chaperone binding; adenyl-nucleotide exchange factor activity
Source: RefSeq, a predicted model, not a curated record
AUGAAGUAUGCACAUUUUUUUUUGAGGCGGGGGGUAAGUUGCAGGUCCCCCCUGAAUGCGUGCGGCGUGCAGAGGGCGGCAUUUAGAAGGUACUACUUCGCCAGCGUAUGCCCAAAUGAGAUAUGCGGGAAGGUGGUGCAGGGGCGCCUUUUCAGCAGCAGGGCGGGCAUGUCUGACGGUGGCGCCCGGAGGGGGGUGGAAGCGCAAAAUGGAAGCAGCGGAAUUGAGGAAAGUAGGAAGGAUGGCGAAAUGGGUGAAAAUGGCGGAAAAGGCGGAAAAGGUGAAAAAGGCAUGAAAGGCGAAAAGGGUGAAGACGGGCAACACGGCCAAUUUGACCAGUUCGACCAGCAGGGCAAACACACGGAGGGCGCAGAACAGAAGAAAGAACAAAUGAAGGAAACGAACUACGAAAAAUUGAACAAGGCGGAUUUAAUUAACGAAAUUAAGAAGACAAAGCGAGAUAUAGAAGAAAAAAUGGUAGACAAUAAAAUAUUAAAAGAAAAGUAUCUGUCCGUAUUGGCAGAAAAUGAAAACUUAAGACACAGAUAUGUAAAGGAAAUCGAAAACAGCAAGCUGUACUGCAUCAGCAACUUUGCAAAGUCGCUCCUGGAUGUUGCGGAUAAUUUGUCCCUAGCCAUUAAAAACAUCAACGAAGAAUCGCUCAAGCAGAAUGAAGAAAUAAGCAACAUAUACAAAGGCAUACAGAUGACGGAGACUAUCCUACAUAACAUUUUUAAUAAAUAUGGGAUAGAUAAGUAUGACCCGAUUAAUGAGAAAUUCAACCCCCUCUUCCAUGAGGCCCUCUUCGAAAUUAAUGAUGACACCAAGGAGAAGGGGACUGUCGCGACCGUUGUGCAGCAGGGCUACAAGAUAAAGGACCGCAUCUUGAGAGCUGCCAAGGUUGGAGUUGUUAAGAAUUGA